This is a messenger RNA of Acanthosepion pharaonis, 723 nucleotides long. Lineage: Eukaryota; Metazoa; Mollusca; Cephalopoda; Sepiida; Sepiidae. The record is from the annotation of a GenBank genome assembly.
AUGUCAAUUUUUUAUGCCCUUUCUCUCUAUUUUUCCCUCCAUUACAUCUAUCACACUCUGCUCUCUUCCUUGACUUUCUGCUUCUCUGUUCAUUCCUUACACUUUCUCUCUCCCCUUAAUAUAACUCUCUCUCACCCCAUCCUUACUCUUUCUUUCUCCUCCCAAUCUCACUCUUUUUCUCUCCAUGUAACCUUACUCUUUCUCUCUAUACUUCUUUCGCUCUACUCCCUGUCCUUACUCUCCCUCACUCCCUUACUCUUUCUCGCCCCCUCCCCUGUCCUUUUUUCACUCUCUCUCUCACUCCCCUAUCCUUACUCUUUCUCUCCCCUGUCUUUACUCAUUUUCUCACCCCUUAACCGUAUUAUUUUCUUCUUCCCUAACUAUCCUUACUUAUCUCUCUCCGUAACCUUACUCUCUCUCUCUCUCUCUCUCUCUCUCUAUCCUUACACUUUCUGUCUCCUCGUAAUCUUACUCUUUCUCUCUCCCCUUAUACUUUCUCUUUCUCUCUAUCCCUCUAUCAUUAAAAUUUCUCUCUCCCCUCUUUCCUUUCUCUCUCUCCUUACUCUUUCGCCCUCCUAUAAUUACGUUUUUGCUCUCUCCCUCUCUCCUUACACUUUCUCUCUCCGCGUCUCUUUCACUCUCUCCCUCUCACAUAAAAUUUCUCCUAUCCUCUCUUUCCCCCUAUCUCCUCCUUGCCAUCUCUCCUUCCUCCCUGUCAGUUGA